Messenger RNA from Penicillium paradoxum, 942 nucleotides. RefSeq lists its product as uncharacterized. The record is from RefSeq and is a predicted model, not a curated record. Bases 1 to 942 code for a protein of 313 amino acids. Gene Ontology annotation, molecular function: RNA binding. The transcript is spliced from 5 exons. Gene Ontology annotation, cellular component: nucleus; cytoplasm. Lineage: Eukaryota; Fungi; Ascomycota; Eurotiomycetes; Eurotiales; Aspergillaceae.
AUGACGGACGUCCGGUCCAAGAACCUCUACGAGCUUCUGGGUAACGACCCAGAGCUCGACCCCAGCAGACCCGCUCCUCCCCCCGCCAAGGCUGUCGACCGCCCCGUCGACCGCUCCGGAAAGCGUGAUACCCCCAAGGAGCAACCUGCUCGUCACAAUGAGUCCAACGCUCGCCGCGGUGGCCGUGUGACCGCUGGCAACGAGGCCGCUUACCGUGACCGCAACGCCGGCCGCAACAACAACCGCGAGAAGCCUACUGAUGAGGCUGCUCAGCCCGCCCGCCGUGGUGGCCGUGGCCCCCGCGGUGACCGUCAGUCCCGCACUGGCCAGACCGACACCCGCAAGCAGGUCCAGCAGGGCUGGGGUGCCGAGAGCGGCGAGAAGACCUGGGAUGAUGAGCGCCAGGGUGAGAAGAUUGCCAAGAAGGAUGAGUCCGAGGCCCAGACCCCCGCCGAGGCCGAGGAGCAGGAGGAGCCCGAUAACUCCAAGUCCUUCGCCGACUACCUUGCCGAGAAGGCCCAGCGCGAGAACCUCGCCGCCAAGCCCGAGCGCACCGCCAACGAGGGCAGCAAGCUCGACAAGAAGUGGGCUGCCGCUAAGGAGCUCGCCAAGCAGGAGGAGGCCUCUUACAUCCCCGCCUCCGGCGAGAAGGCCAAGCGCGAGAAGCAGCGCAAGGAGAAGAACUUCCUUGACGUUGACCUGCGCUACGUCGAGCCUCCCCGCAGCGGCCCCGCCCCCCGCGGCCGUGGCGACCGUGCCCCCCGUGGUGACCGCCCCGCCCGUGGUGGUGAGCGCAGCGAGCGCGGCCGCGGUGCCCCCCGUGGCGACCGUGCUCCCCGUGGUGACCGCCCUGCCCGUGGCGGUGCUCCCCGCGCCAACGCCCGCGGCCCUGCCGGCCCCACCGUCGACGAGAAGAACUUCCCCAGCCUCGGCGGCAACUAA